UCUGCCAUAGAAAACGUACUCCACUUAUGUGUCGAAAGAUCAAGAUAUUUCUGGAAUAUUCCUAAAUUUAUAUAUUGUUGGAGUAAAAGUUAUAAGAAGCAUAAUGAAAGUAUGAAAACUAUUAAGGAAUUCGCUAAUAACGUCAUUUUACAAAAGAAGAACUACUGCAAAUCGUAUAAUAAUUUAGAUACUUGUACAGAUCGUAGUAAAAAUGAAUUAAAAAAACCAUUGCUGGAAUUUUUAAUUGAUUUAACAGCAACAAAUUUAGAUUUUACCGAAAAAGAUUUAGGCGAUGAAGCUAAUCUGGUGAUAUUGGCGGGCUAUGAGACAUCAGCAACUGCAUUAAGUAAUGUUCUAUUAAAUUUAGCUGUAUAUAAAGAUGUGCAAAAUAAGGUUUAUGAAGAGUUAUUUCAAGUGCUUGGAAGUGAUCUAAAUCGCACAAUUGAUUUGGACGAUUUACCAAAAUUAACGUACAUGGAAAUGGUUAUAAAAGAGUCAAUGAGAUUGUUUCCAAUAGUACCAUUUAUCAUAAGAGAACUCACUGAGGAUAUUCAACUUGGUGAUUGUUUGAUACCAAGAGGUGUUUCAUGUGCUGUAUCAAUAUAUGCAUUACAUUGUGAUGAAAAACUUUGGGAAAAUCCAUUAAAAUUUGACCCAGAACGAUUUACACCAGAAAAUUCAAUAAGUCGUCAUCCGUAUGCAUACAUUCCAUUUAGCGGAGGUCCUCGAAAUUGUAUUGGAAUGCGAUAUGCUUGGAUGUUUAUGAAAACGGUAUUAGCAACGUUAUUGAGCCGAUAUGAAUUUCAUACUGAUUUAAAUACAAGUGAAUUCAAAUUUGAAUAUUCGGUUACCAUGAAGCUGAUUGGCGGUUAUCAAAUUCAAAUUACGCCUCGAUCAACCAUGGGAGUGAAUGUUGGUGCACAAGAUCUGAACUCCUCUUAUUUUAAUGCUAUGCAAAGUUCAUUAUAUCUUAUGACGCAACGAGCACUUAAUCCAUUACUUCAUUCCGAAUUGAUAUAUCGAUCAACUCAGAGUUAUAAGCAGCUUAGAAGGAAUGAAAACAUUGUCAAGGGACUUACAAAACAAUUUACAAAAUUUACUGACAUCAAGAGAAAUGAAUAUAAAAAACCAUUAUUGGAGUAUUUGCUAGAUUUUUCAAGAAGUAAUUCAAGUUUCACAGAAAAACAAUUAGAAGUAGAAACUAAUCUUGUAAUCGUCGCUGCUUAUGAAACAACAGCGAAUGCUCUCAGUUACGUGAUAUUGAGUUUAGCAGCAAAUAAAAAUAUACAGAAUAAAGUUUAUGAAGAAGUAUUUAAUGUUUUAAAUGAAUCAAAACGAGAGAAGAUUGAUUUCGAUGAUUUAUCAAAGAUGAAAUACAUGGAGAUGGUUAUUAAAGAGUCAAUGCGAUUACACGCUACGGCUCCUUUUAUCGCGAGAAAAGUAUCUCAAGAUAUUCACUUUGACAACUGUAUAAUUCCAAAAGGAGUUGAUGUUAUAAUUUCUAUUUUUGGGCUACAUCGAAAUCCAAAUGUCUGGGAAAAUCCUUUAAAGUUUGAUCCGGAACGUUUUGCACACAAAAAUAUAAAAAAUUGUCAUCCUUAUGCGUAUAUUCCUUUCAGUAGCGGUGCAAGAAAUUGUAUUGGUAUGCGAUAUGCUUGGAUCUUCAUGAAAACAGCAUUAGCCACGCUACUAAGUAGAUAUGAAUUCCAUACGGAUUUAAAAUUAGACAAAUUAAGGUUUGAAUUCGAAGUGUCAUUAAAAUUAAUUGGUGGGCAUCAAGUACGAAUCACACCUAGACAGAAAUGUACAAAAUAAUCCUUUUUUUAAUCGAAA
Molecule: messenger RNA, 1833 nt
Organism: Chrysoperla carnea
Lineage: Eukaryota; Metazoa; Arthropoda; Insecta; Neuroptera; Chrysopidae
Product: cytochrome P450 4d8-like
Exons: 12
Coding region: 112-1815 (567 amino acids)
Molecular function (GO): iron ion binding; heme binding; monooxygenase activity
Source: RefSeq, a predicted model, not a curated record